AGAUGCACAUCACGGACAUCGAUCAAUGAAAGAACAGAAAUGCUGAGAUCACUGCUUGAUUUCACACUUGCUCAAAACAUCAGUCUGGUCAAUGGUUUAGAUGCCUGCUCUGGAAGAGUUGAGAUCUUUUAUAAUGGCAAGUGGGGGACAGUGUGUGGUGACUCCUGGGACAUUGAUGAUGCUGCUGUGGUGUGCAGACAGUUGGGAUGUGGAAGAGCUGUUAUUGCAGAUGGCCAGUCUCUUUUUGGGGUAAGGGGUAAUGUCUGGCUGAGUGAGGUCAACUGUAAGGGAGACGAGUCAUCCAUCACACAGUGCGCUCAUCGAAGCAAUGGAAAUAAUUGUCCUCAGAGUAACGAUGCUGGAGUCAUAUGUUCAGCUUCUUCAGUUAUUAUCAUUGGUGUUGUGGUAACAGCUGUACUGCUCAUAUUGUCUGCACUGCUAAUCAUUUUCCUGGUGAGGAGGAGACAAAAACAAAAGAAAAUCCAGAUAUGCUCCUGUUCAAAAGUUAAUAUGCUAAAUGUGCUCCAUAAUGACCAGAAUGAAGAGGCUGCUGAGGAUGACUAUGAGCUUGUAGAUAUGGAUGAUGGUAGUCAAGAUGAUGUAAACUCUGACUCUGAUCAAGAUUACCUUCAUGUAGAUCAAGAUAACUCUGAACCAGACUACGUCAAUGUGGAAACAGACGAUUCAGAACAGGACUAUGUCAAUGUUAAUAUUACAGAAAACAGAAGUACACUGGACAAUAACUAUGAAGAUUUAUGAAAGCUAUUUGAUGGAAAUUUUUUCACAAAAUAAAAGACCCAGUACCUUCUGAAUGGAUAACAGGACUAAAUAUCAGACAAGACUCCAUUGCUACACAAAAGUGCCACACAAAAAUGGAGCCAGAAUUGCCAGGCAAGGAACAAGUAAAGUUCACAGUGAAUUAUUCAUUAUAUCCAAUAAUCAAUGUCCAAGUAUAAAUUAUUCUUUGCAUAUGAAGAGAACAAAGACUCUUUGAACAUUACUUAUAUUAAUUCUCUACAAAUCUCUGGAAUGUAAGUGUGGAUUAUCUUUUAGCAUCAAUUUGUCUAUUUGACUGAAAAUGGUGGCACUAACAAAUUAGCAGUUGUUAACAGAGCAUUAGCAAAAAGUAUGAAGUUUUUUUUUAAAGUGAUAGUGAUUUUGACAGCUUCUCAAGAUGUGUUCUCUAAACAACCGAUAAGGAAGUUGAAAGCAGUAGCUGUAUCCGUUCACAGUGUGACACAACUACCCACAACCCCUCUGCUGUGUGUCUUCGUCUCUCAGUUGUUGUUAUUGUUAGACACCCGCAAAUGAGUUACUGUUACUGUGUGAUGUCUGCCUUUUAUCAUGACUGCCCACUGGAUACCUAAAUAAUUUAAUUUAAAAUAAAAAAUGUUUAAACAAACAGUUUAAUAUAUGUUAUAAAUAAUAU
Sinocyclocheilus grahami is the source of this 1429-nucleotide messenger RNA. RefSeq names its product scavenger receptor cysteine-rich type 1 protein M130-like. The coding region runs from base 40 to 759 and encodes 239 amino acids. The transcript is spliced from 4 exons. Gene Ontology annotation, biological process: cell-cell junction maintenance. The record is from RefSeq and is a predicted model, not a curated record. Gene Ontology annotation, cellular component: membrane. Lineage: Eukaryota; Metazoa; Chordata; Actinopteri; Cypriniformes; Cyprinidae.